UAAGCUGAAACAUUGAGCAGAGUCAGCUGAGGAAGGAAAGGAGUGCACAAGUAGCUAGCUGAGCAGCCAUGGGAUUCUGCUGUGGACCUUCGGAUGUCAGGGUGCUUCCCAAGAACACCUCCUCCUCACCGUCGCCGCCGUCGUCGAUUAACGGUGCGGGCAGCGACGGCAAGAAGAAGCAGCCGCAGAGGCAGAUGAAGCAGCAAGGUGUUAAGAGCGAGCAGGUAAAGGAGAAGAAGAAGGGGAGCAACCUUGACCGUGCUGCGCUGACGACGCCCCAAUUCCCAUUCCACUCACGGCCUGGUCUCAUGUAAUGAGCCUGGGAAGAACAAAUACGUACGAGCGUGUACAUUCUUAGGAAUUUAUUAGGAUGCUCCGGUUGUUCCGUUGCACUUUGUGGAGUUGUAUUGUCACUGUGUGUGUUCUAUUCAUUUUUUUAAAUCAUAUUCACGGGGUUUGUUGCAAAUUGGAGGUGUUUCCUGAUAAUCUAGUAGAAAAUACGUUUAUUGUCA
Lolium rigidum is the source of this 512-nucleotide messenger RNA. RefSeq lists its product as uncharacterized. The record is from RefSeq and is a predicted model, not a curated record. The coding region runs from base 69 to 314 and encodes 81 amino acids. The transcript has a single exon. Lineage: Eukaryota; Viridiplantae; Streptophyta; Magnoliopsida; Poales; Poaceae.